Molecule: messenger RNA, 647 nt
Organism: Leptinotarsa decemlineata (Colorado potato beetle)
Lineage: Eukaryota; Metazoa; Arthropoda; Insecta; Coleoptera; Chrysomelidae
Product: circadian clock-controlled protein daywake
Biological process (GO): multicellular organismal reproductive process
Source: RefSeq, a predicted model, not a curated record
UUGUGGCAUGUGUUGUAUUGGUGAAACCGAAUUUUGGAAGUGUUUCUGUUUUGAAAAUUUAUUCAAAAUGGCGUGGACAAGUUUAUCUAUCAUUUUGGUUGGUGUAUUGUAUAGUGUUGAUUCAGUAAUAUUGCCUUUACGCUUGACCCAUAUGGCCAAACGCUCUCUGUGGAUUUCGCUGUAGAUAACUUGGUUAUCUUGGGAAAAUAUGAUAUGGAUGGAAAAAUUCUGGUACUGCCACUGAAAGGAAAUGGGGAUUGUAACAUUACUGCAACUGAUCUCGAUUUUAAAUACAAAACCACAUAUAAAGUCACAGAAAAGAACGGGGAAUCACACAUGUAUUUGGACCAACAAAGCCUUGAUUUCAAUAGUACAAGAUUCUAUUUCCAGUUUGAUAACCUUUUCAAUGGAGACCCGGUGCUAGGUCCCAAUACUAAUAAGGUUUUGAACGAUGAGUGGGAGUCUGUCCUUAUGGAAAUAAAACCUGCGAUUGGAGAAGCAGUUUCAGCUGUUGCUUCAUCUAUUGUCAACAGUAUCAGUGAAAGAGUUCCUUAUAGAUUUAUAGUCAUGUAGGUCUGAAGCAGUGGCUUGUUUAUUUCUCAUAAAUCUCAUUAACUAGUAUCGAAAAUUAAAGAUAUUUAUUUUGU